Messenger RNA from Balearica regulorum gibbericeps (East African grey crowned-crane), 2215 nucleotides. NCBI's taxonomy places the organism in Eukaryota, Metazoa, Chordata, Aves, Gruiformes, Gruidae. The record is from RefSeq and is a predicted model, not a curated record.
UGUCUGAGCAACACACCUCCUCUUACAGAAUAUUUCCUCAAUGAUAAAUACCAAGAAGAGCUGAAUUUUGACAAUCCUUUAGGAAUGCGAGGUGAAAUAGCAAAAUCUUACGCAGAGCUUAUCAAGCAAAUGUGGUCAGGAAAAUACAGCUAUGUAACCCCAAGAGCAUUUAAGACACAAGUGGGACGAUUUGCACCACAAUUUUCUGGUUAUCAGCAACAAGAUUGUCAAGAGCUACUGGCUUUUCUCUUGGAUGGAUUACAUGAGGAUUUGAAUCGAAUUAGGAAAAAGCCUUACAUUCAGUUAAAGGAUGCAGAUGGGAGACCAGACAAGGUGGUUGCUGAAGAAGCCUGGGAGAACCAUUUAAAAAGAAAUGAUUCCAUCAUUGUAGAUAUAUUUCAUGGCCUUUUUAAAUCCACUCUAGUUUGUCCUGAAUGUGCUAAGAUAUCUGUAACCUUUGAUCCCUUUUGUUACUUGACACUUCCGUUACCCAUGAAAAAAGAACGAACUUUGGAAGUUUAUUUAGUUAGAAUGGAUCCACUUGCAAAGCCUAUGCAGUACAAAGUAGUUGUUCCCAAAAUUGGAAAUAUAUUGGAUCUUUGCACAGCAUUGUCAGCUUUGUCUGGUGUUGCUGCAGAUAAGAUGAUUGUUACUGAUAUAUACAAUCACAGGUUCCAUAGGAUAUUUGGCAUGGAUGAAAAUCUAAGUAGUAUUAUGGAACGUGAUGACAUUUAUGUAUUUGAAAUUGCUAUCAAUAGAACAGAAGAUACAGAACAAGUUAUAAUUCCUGUUUGUUUAAGGGAAAAGUGCAGGCACACUAGCUACAGCCAUAGUGGUUCUUCACUGUUUGGUCAACCUUUUCUCAUAGCAGUGCCUAGAAACAAUACUGAAGAUAAACUGUAUAACCUGUUGCUGCUUAGAAUGUGCCGAUACGUAAAAACAUGUACUGAAAGUGAAGACACUGAAGGAUCCCUACAUUGCUGUAAGGACCAUGGUAUCAAUGGUAAUGGCCCAAAUGGAAUACAUGAAGAAGGGUCUCCAAGUGAAAUGGAAACAGAUGAACAAGAUGAUGAAUCCAGCCAGGAUCAGGAACUUCCUUCGGAGAAUGAAAACAGCCAGUCAGAAGACUCAGUGGGAGGUGACAAUGACUCUGAAAAUGGAUUAUGUACUGAGGAUACUUGCAAAGGUCAACCACUCACGGGACACAAAAAGCGAUUGUUUACAUUCCAGUUCAAUAAUUUAGGCAAUACUGACAUAAACUACAUCAAAGAUGAUACCAGGCACAUUAGAUUUGAUGAUAGGCAACCUAGGCUUGACGAAAGAUCCUUCCUUGCUUUGGAUUGGGAUCCUGAAUUGAAGAAGAGAUAUUUUGAUGAUAGUGCAGCAGAGGAUUUUGAAAAACAUGACAGUGUGGAAUAUAAACCUCCUAAAAAGCCCUUUGUGAAAUUAAAAGAUUGCAUUGAGCUGUUCACAACAAAGGAAAAACUAGGUGCUGAAGACCCAUGGUAUUGUCCAAACUGUAAAGAACAUCAGCAAGCUACCAAGAAGUUAGACUUGUGGUCACUGCCCCCCGUACUGGUAGUUCAUCUAAAGCGCUUUUCCUACAGCAGAUAUAUGAGGGACAAGUUGGAUACAUUGGUUGACUUUCCAAUAAAUGACUUGGACAUGUCAGAGUUCCUUAUUAAUCCCAAUGCAGGGCCUUGCCGCUACAACUUGAUUGCUGUCUCCAACCACUAUGGAGGAAUGGGAGGAGGGCAUUAUACUGCUUUUGCAAAAAAUAAGGACGAUGGAAAAUGGUACUACUUUGAUGACAGUAGUGUGUCCACUGCAUGUGAGGACCAAAUAGUGUCCAAAGCAGCAUAUGUGCUCUUCUACCAGAGGCAGGACACAAUCAGUGGAACUGGCUUUUUCCCUCUUGACAGGGAAACUAAACAAGGUGCUUCAGCUGCCACAGGCAUCCCACUAGAAAGUGAUGAAGACAGCAAUGAAAAUGAUAACGAUAUAGAAAAUGAAAAUUGUAUGCACACUAACUAAUGGAAAAACUAGAAGCCAUAAAAGAGACUUUCUUACUGGGGAUCUAUUGAAAGAGUGAAAUUGCCCACCAAAUUAAGAAUAAAAAUCUGAGAUGGGGAAUUUCAGAUAACAGAAUGUAAAUCUUUAUUACAUUUUAACAUGUGCAGUACUUGAAGUGAAACAAUAAAAACUUAAACAGAAA